Effrenium voratum is the source of this 2961-nucleotide messenger RNA. Lineage: Eukaryota; Dinophyceae; Suessiales; Symbiodiniaceae. The record is from the annotation of a GenBank genome assembly.
AUGGCACGCUUGGGCAUCCGAUGUUUGAGGGGGAAGGCCUCUAUUGUGGAUGUCGACCCCCAAGAUGAGGAGCUUCGACUGCAGGAGAUCCUCGAGUACGUCAUGCCCUACUUCGAGGUUUGCUUCGAGGGCAAUACGCCAAUGGCGGAGCACGCCGAAGAACUUUACUUCACCUAUCUCUACAAUGUCUCCCCCUGGCACCGGGAGGCGACGUUUCUCAAAGCCUGCAGAUACGCUUUGGAGACCGGCUCCGUGUCAGAGCAGCCCCUGCUGGCGGACACCGUGUGCAAGGCCUUCUUGAGCGUCACGCUGCCCAGGCUGGUAGACCUUUGCGAUGCCAGAUUCGAGGCUGACUACGACACUGUCGUCGUGACCUACCACGAUAACGGCCUUUUCGCCAACGUGCUGCAACUCCUGGAUGCGCUGAUCUUGGCCAAGCCCCGCGCCACGGUGCUGGUGGACUGGCAGCGACAGGGCCAAGAAGGUCAUUUCCAGUACGGCGCAGUUGGCUUCGACCUCUUCGAGCACCUCUUCGCGCGCACCGCACGGUGCCGCUCGUUGGGCCGGCAGGAUUUGCAGCGUCGCGCCUUUGACUUCAGCAAGCGGGUAAACAUCCUCUUCAUGAACAUGUUGAGGGGCCUUAUAUGGGGUGUGCCUGCCAAGGACUUCCAAGCACUGCGGGAAGGCUACCACCGGGCCAUGAAGGGAGCUUUGCAGCCCUCGCCCCUGAUGAGCCGACGCGUCCGGGAGGUGACUGAAACCUGGCCGGAGGGAGCACGCGUGGUCGGGGUCCACAAACGCCUCGGCACCAACGAGGUUGCAGCGUGCCAGCUGGCACAACGCAACCCCCCGCCCUUGGAGUACCUAGCAGCUGCCAAGGCCAUCCUGGCACAGACGCCGCCGGGCGUGCCACAGGUCUUGUACCUGGCCACGGACGAGGUUCAAACUGCGGAGGCCUUCCGGAAGGAGCUGCCACCUGGGAGCAAGAUCCAACUGUGCUGCCGAGAAGGCGUCAAGCGCUCGCGCGGCGGCGUGCGCUCGGACGGCAUCGACAACGAGGUGCAUCGCUCGCCCUGCCGAGAAACCGACGCGGAGGACGCGCUCGUAGAUGCCCUGUGCCUGAGCAAGUGCACCGACUUGGUGUGCAUUGACUCCAACUUGUCGAUCUUCGUGUCGAUGCUCAACCCACAGAUCCGGAUCCACGCCAUGAGCCACGCGGUGCCGCCAGGGUGGGAGGAGAAGGCGGCCUAUCCCUCCGUGGCAGUCUUCUCCUCCUACCGGCCUGGGCCCGAAACGGGACCUUUUCGGAGGACCUCCACCUUGGCAUUUCCCCAGCACCUGCGCAGCAGGGAGAACGAGCACCCUGCCUUUUCAGCGCCCAGAACCCUGCUUCUGAAGAAGAAGGUGGUCGUGAGCGGCGCCGGGCCCGCGGGGCUGCUGGCGGCGCGCAGCAUUUUGCAGCACCGGCCGGGGGUGGAGCUGCGGAUCUAUGAGAAACGAGGUGAUCCGCGCGUGGAGCCCACCAGCGGCUUUCGGGCCUACUCCUUGGGUCUCAACAUCCGGGGCCGGAAGUCCCUGCAGCACUGGCCUGGCCUCUGGGAGCAAGUGGCACAGAAGGGGGUUCUCAGUGACAAGUUCCUGCUGCAUGUGGGCGGCUUUCAAUUGCAGCUGCGCGGCAACCAGCCGGGCUCCGUGCCCACGCUGCUGCUGGGCCGCCAGGAUUUGUGCGCCGCACUACUCGAGGAUUUGGAGCAGAGAUUCGGAGAUCGUCUUCACAUGCACUUCGGGGAAAGCUUGGAGAAGGUGGACCUGGACGGCAGGCGCUGCGUGAGCAGCGCGGGAUCCACGGCGUCCUACGAGGAUCUCAUCGGCGCGGACGGCGUGAACUCGGUGGUGCGGCGGGCCAUGGAGGGCAGGGAGGGUUUCCGCAGCGAAGCCGUGGACUUGCCUGGAGAGUUCAAGGUGUGGGUUGGGCCAUGCCCUCAAUCCUUGGAGCCCUUGGCCGUGCAUGCUAUGGCCUCGGGGGAGUAUAGCCUCUUCUCCAUCCCGCGGCAAGAUGGCCGGCUCUGCACCAUCCUCUCCUGGAACAAGGACCCGCCCAGCUUCCUCUCCGACUCCGACGAGCAGAUCGCCACGCGGGUGGAGAAGGACUUCCCGAGCUUCGGGCGACCAGCGCUGGAGGCUGUGGCGCAGCUGCUUCCGCAGCUCGCCAGCAGUGCCACCACCGUGCGGGCCAACCGCUACCACGACCUGGCGGGCCGCGCCCUGCUGCUAGGGGACGCUGCCCACUCCACCGGGGGCACAUUGGGCCAGGGCGCCAACAGCGCGCUGCAGGACGCUGUGGUUCUGGACCGCCUGCUUGAACAGGCCUCCCAGGAGGGGUCUGUGGUUCAGGAACUUGGCGAAGAGUUCUCCCGGCGCCAGCAGCCGGAGGGCCUGGCGCUGUGGAAGUUGCUGCAGCUGCCACCCAAGGGCCCGCUGUCCUUGGCCUACUUGGCCUCGCAAGGGCUCCAGGGCCUGCUGUCGCGCCUCUCUGCUGCCCCGCGCCCGGUACAAAGUUUGCUGAGCGAGACCACCACGCCCUACACGGCGAUAAUCGAGGCGCUCCCGAGCACAGCCUCGGAGAUCGUGGGCCAGGCGGUGUACGACCAAGUGGUGGCUGCCACAGGUCGAUACUGGGAAGGCUGGGUGGAGCUGGUCUCUGGUGGCUGGGUUCGCCCUCAAGGCGGCAACAGCGGGUGCUGGGCAAUGGAGCCCUUGCCAGAUGGGAUGGUGAGCAUGCGGCGCGUGUCCCAGGGCGAGCUGCUGAUCCCAGAAGGGCCAAGGCUACCGCGGAAGCGCCGGCCCAAUGAACCUCUACCUUCGGCCUGCUGUCAAGCCCAGACGUCCUCCUACUGCGCCAGCACCUCGCUCCGGAUGCGCCGCAUCUCCGCCCCCCGAGUUCGCAGAAAAGCGACAUGA